GGUGUGAUUUGCAGAGAUGCAAAAACACAGACAGUUUCUGUCUGAGGUUCAACUGCAAAUGAAAUCACUUUGUUCAUCAGGCAAGAAUAGAGUGGACAGACCAGGUAGAAAGUCUGAGACGGAUAAUUGAUAACAUUAAACAAAAUCUGUAACGUGAAAUAUGGACGCCUUGAAAGCAGGAUUUAACAAAAUGUCCUCACUACUAGGGGGGAAAACCAGUUAUUUUGUGACCAUUAUUGGCCUUUUUGUUUACCAUGUUGUGUUUGAUACACAGUUGACUUGCUUGACUAAACCUGGUGUUAAACCAGAGGAUUUGCCGACCCAAUAUGAGUGUAAUGUCUACAUUGCAAUGCCACCUUUUAUAUUGUUUUUCCUGAUUCUCUGGCUGGAUGGAGAGUUUCAACAAGUUUGGACAAUUGUGUAUAGAUGUGGAAGGGAUUUUUGGCAAAGACUUUUUUCAGCCCUCUUCAAGGCGACUGCAAUCGGGUUACUAUGGGUUGUAUCAGUGUUGUUGGAUGGAGACUGGUACGCGUGUCAUAACAGAGAAGAACUCCUUGGGUUAAACACAAACGGCACUUACACAAAGGAAAAACUUAAACGCAAGUCAGUGGUUAUUGGCUUAAAGGUGACCCUGGCCCUGGUGUUUUUAGUUGCUAUUUUUAAUGCAGUACCUUACUGGUGUUACCUCUGUUGCUGCUGUGAGAGAACAAAAGAGAGCAGGACUGAAGAUGAGGUACAGGAGCUCGGUACUGAAGAUAAAAAGUGCUGCUCGGCUUGUUGCUACACUUUACGCAGGUCAUAUCACAGGGUACUAUUUCAGGAGAAUAUUCUGAUUGAGAUGGAGAAUAUUAUCCAAACAGAUGUAAAGAGAACAGCUAGGGAUUUUGUAGUUCAAAAAGGCAAAGACUUACUACAGCCCACUUCAAAACUAGACCCGGGAGACCAGGGAAGCAAAACACCAGGAGGAGAUCAGGGAAACUACAAACCAGGAGGAGUCAGGCAGAGCAGCAACCCAAACCCUCCAGAACCCCCUCCAACAAGCAGUCAAGCCAGCAGAACCAGAGUGGUCAAUGUUGAUAACUUGGAUUUUGACAAAAUAUAUAAUUUACCAUUUAAUAUAAUGAAAUCUGUCUCGGAACUGGGUCAGGAAAAAGAACAGACAAACAAAGAUUCAAAGAAUAUAAAAAAAACAAACACUCAUGAAUUGAAGGAAUUUAAUGUGACGGGCAAACCAGAAUGUCAACCCCUUGUAAAAGGCCACUGUACCUCAGGGGAUAGGCAGAAGCCGAACCCAGAUCCGUCAAACCCUACUUAGAGGGAAUAAAGAGUUGAUAACCUACUCUCCUUAGAAUUAAAGUCUUCCAACUGGUUCAGCAAAUACAAAAGGACACCCAAGCAGUGGUGAUGUGCAUCAUGGGUUAGGCAGAUAUAGGAGUAUAGUAGACAGGGAGGUGGUAGGACAGAUAUAGGACUAUAGUAGACAGGGAGGUGGUAGGACAGAUAUAGGAGUAUAGUAGACAGGGAGGUGGUAGGACAGAUAUAGGAGUAUAGUAGACAGGGAGGUGGUAGGACAGAUAUAAGAGUAUAGUAGACAGGGGGUGGUAGGACAGAUAUAGGAGUAUAGUAGACAGGGAGGUGGUAGGACAGAUAUAGGAGUAUAGUAGACAGGGAGGUGGUAGGACAGAUAUAGGAGUAUCGUGGAAAGGGGGUGGGUAGGACAGAUAAACUAUCUUGGGCGAGAAUAUAGAUCUAAUCCCAAACUGAAAUAGCUGAUACAUUUAAAUAAAAUUGUUGAUGAAAUGGUGGUCAGAUUAACUGAUGACUAAAAUAGCAGUGAAGUCUGUGUGCUGUUGAUCGUAACAGAGACCCAAUGACCAGUGGAAGCAAAAGAUCCUCCACCGUAACAUACAGAAUGUAUACAGAACGUAUACAGAACAUAUACCUUCGGCACAUGCCUCACAUGCCUUAUUUAGCCAACUAAAUAACUGUAUUUUUCCAAUUAAGUGCCAGUGCCUUUAAGCAAACUGGAAGCACAGUUGUCAGAUCACUCUGAGAAUUGAAUAGUUUGGCCAUGAACAAGUCAUUAGUUUGGUGACAAAACACAAACGCAUGUGCUAGAAAGUACCUCACCUACAAUAUAUUAUAAUAAUAAUGGUUUGUAAUUAGAUCAUUUUGGUCUCAGAAUUUGGAUAAAUUCUUCUGACAAGCAACCCACCACACGCACCAAACAACAUGUAUAUGUAUUUGUUUUUUUAAGAUAACCUUCUACAAUUCAAAACAUAUUAACAUGGCUAAUGCACUGUUAUUUUGCUAUAUGUUUUUAUAAUUAUAUUAAUGGAUGCUUUUAUUUACAUUUUAAUAAUGUAGAAGACACUUUUAUGUAUUGCAUAAUCCUUUUUAGGAUUUUGGAAUUGCAUAGUUAUUAUUUGAUAAGAAGGCAUACAAUCUAAUUUAUCUGCUCUUGUAACGGCCCCUGGUGGGAAUCAAACCCACCGCCCUGUUGUUGCAAGCAACACAUGCUUACCCUUUAGGCAGGGGAGUGGUGCUUGCCACAUGCCAUCUGUUUCAUUUCCAGUGUAAGUCCAGGGUUUGAAUGUGGCUCUCAGGUUAGCCCAAAGGUCACACUGAUGUCAACACCCCCUGGGUUUGGGGAGGUUAGGUAUUAGACUGGCUAUAACAGAUAUCUCAGUGGUGCCCCACACUUGUUACGUGAGUGCAGCGCACCUGUUCUGGCAGGAAGUAAAUGACUAACAAAGCAAGCAAAUUGAUAACUUGAUCACCAAGCUUAGUGACUUUUCAAUAUCUGAUGGUGGAAGGGGGCUGCAGAUCUAUGAGUGUGGCCUGCAUAUUCUAUGGGUGUGGCCUGCAUAUUCUAUGGGUGUGGCCUGUAUGAAAACCUUGAUUUUUGGGUUAUUUAACAGAUUCUCAUUUGUCAUGUUUGGUUGGGUGUUUUUUUAGGGAGUGUUGAUUGUGGUUUUUAACUUUUGUCUAUGUAUUAUAUGAAUGUUUUACUGUGAUGUAAGAGAACUCAAAACAGAAAAUAAAUCAUUGUUGCUUCCUUU
Molecule: messenger RNA, 3062 nt
Organism: Esox lucius (northern pike)
Lineage: Eukaryota; Metazoa; Chordata; Actinopteri; Esociformes; Esocidae
Exons: 2
Coding region: 161-1315 (384 amino acids)
Source: RefSeq, a predicted model, not a curated record